AUGGCUCCCAAGACGACGAGCAAGACGAGCCGCAAGAAGAACGUGACGUCCGAGCUCCUCGAUGGCUCGGCGGCGGCGACGCUCAUUUCGGCCACGUCGCAGACCGACCGCUUCUUCCUCCAGACGGUCGACGACCAGAACCUCAACAUCCACCUCGUCCAAGUCAACCUUGGCAUUGGCAAGCGCGAGCUCCUCGUCGACGCCACACUCAAGCUCGAGACGGGCGUUCACUAUGGCCUCGUUGGUCGCAACGGAACGGGCAAGUCGACCUUGCUGCAGGCGCUCGGCGACGGCCUCUUUGAAGGCAUCUCGUCCAGCCUCCAGGUCAUGUAUGUCAACCAGCUCUUCCACCUCGACCUCGCCGACGGCGACGCCGUGGUCUCGGUCCUCGACGUGCUCAUGGCUGCGGACAAGGAGCGGCUCCACCGCCAGCGCCGCAUCGACACGCUCGAGGCCGCGCUUGACGCGCAGACCGUCCACCGCACGCUGGUCGAGCUCCGCUGCCUCGACACGGAGUUUGCUCUCGCCAAGAUGCUUCGCGUCGCGACCAAGCGCAGCGGCCUCCGCGGCUUGACAGCGCGCAAUAAGGCCCUCGCCCUCGAAGGCGACCUCGCCCGCGUCCGCGCCGAGCUGGCCGACAUGGCCGAGGUCGACGACACGGAAGAGGACAUUCUUCGCGCGCAGGAGCUCCUCGACGAGCUCUACAGCGACCUCGACCGGUCGUCGGAGGCCAAGGCCCGGGAAAUCCUCUGCAACAUUGGCUUGACGACGCCGACGGAGCAGGACCAGCCAUUCGCACAGCUUUCGGGCGGCUGGAAGAUGCGCGUCUUCCUCGCGCAGAUUGAGUUUCUGCGGCCGCAUCUGCUCUUGCUCGACGAGCCCACGAACCAUUUGGACUUGCCUCGCAUCCAGUGGCUCGGCCGCUUCAUCAACGAGCACCUUGGAGACAUGACGAUCGUGACGGUCUCGCACGAUCGCGCGUUUCUCAAUGCCGUCACGGACGCCAUCGUCGUCAUCAAGACCAACAAGACGCUCGGGUAUUUCCAAGGCGAUUACGACACGUUCAUGACGACCGUCCAAGACAAGGAUGCGUUCAAUGCCAAGUUGAACGAGAAAAUGCAGGCCAAGACCGAGAAGCUCCAGAACCAAGUGGCCCAAAUGACGCUCGCUGGGAAAAAGUCGGGUGAUGACAAGCGCCUUGCGGCUGCCGCCUCGCGCAAGAAGAAGAUUGAGCGCGUUGGCAAUGAGAAGAAUGCAAAAGGCCACCGCUUCCGCAUGAACAAGGACCGCGCCGGGUACUUUGAGACCAGCCGCGCGGGCGCCGAGGACCAGCUCAUUGAUCUGCAUGAGCCCGAGCAUUGGGUCAUCUCGCAGCCGCUCGGCGUGCCGUCGACCACGUCGCUCUUGUCGGUCGAGAAGCUCUGCUUUGGGUACACGCCGUCGACGCCGAUGCUCAAGAACAUCUCGUUCAACGUCCACCAUGGCGAGCGCAUCGUCUUGCUCGGCUGCAACGGCACGGGUAAGAGUACGCUCAUCCAGCUCUUGCAAGGCCGGCUACAGCCCACGUCCGGUACCAUCACGCUCGCGCCACUUGUCCGGCUCGGGGCGCUCACCCAAGAUGUGGUCGAGACGCUCAAAGACGAAUCAAAGACGCCGCUGCAGCUGCUCUCGCCCGAGACGGAGGACCUGGGCCGGCGGCACUUGGCCAAAUUCGGUCUCCGCGGCGCGUUUGUGAGCGAUGCGCCGUGCGAGACUCUCUCGGGUGGCCAAGCCAUUCGCCUUGCGAUGGGUCUCAUCACGUAUCCGACGAGCCCGCAGCUGCUGAUCCUCGAUGAACCGACGAACCAUUUGGACAUGAGCAGCAUCGCGGCGCUCACGGACGCGAUCAAGAGCUUCACCGGCGCGAUCGUCGUCAUCUCGCACGACGAAGCGUUCCUUCGCGCGGUCGCACCCGACACGGUGCUCUGGCUCACCAAGCGCGGCGAGGUCAAGCCACUUGACGACGUCGAGGACUUUGUUAAAAAGUACCGCGAGUAGUCGCUCUAGUUGAUUCUAGG
Molecule: messenger RNA, 2057 nt
Organism: Saprolegnia parasitica CBS 223.65
Lineage: Eukaryota; Oomycota; Saprolegniomycetes; Saprolegniales; Saprolegniaceae
Exons: 3
Coding region: 1-2037 (678 amino acids)
Molecular function (GO): ATP hydrolysis activity; ATP binding
Source: RefSeq, a predicted model, not a curated record